Messenger RNA from Myzus persicae (green peach aphid), 1791 nucleotides. Its product is annotated as piggyBac transposable element-derived protein 4-like. The coding region runs from base 1 to 1791 and encodes 596 amino acids. The record is from RefSeq and is a predicted model, not a curated record. Lineage: Eukaryota; Metazoa; Arthropoda; Insecta; Hemiptera; Aphididae. The transcript is spliced from 2 exons.
AUGGACAAAAAUUGUGAAAAAGUGUGUGCGUGGUUAAGUGAGGUUGAGGAUGAUUACGCGUUAUUUGAUUCCGAUGAUACCGAUGCCGAUUCUGACUUUUGUAUUGAAAAUGUGGCAAGUGAUAGUGAUGAAAGCACCGAUCAAACUACAUCAAAUGUACGUCGUCGAUCACCUUCUCUUUCAGGUGAAAAUAUUACUAUAUUUUCCGAACCAGAGUUUUUCUUAGGGAAAGAUAAAAUAACUAAAUGGUAUAAAAAUAACCCCCCUUCUAACGUCCGUACUCGUCGUCAUAAUAUUGUUUUGCAUUUGCCCGGAGUGAAAAGAAUCGCUAGAGAUGCCAAAUCAGUCUUAGAUUGCUGGAAGUUAUUUUUUCCUGAUACUGUUGUUAUAGAUAUAGUUGAGUGUACUAAUAAAUAUUUAGCGAAAAUCCGUGCAAAUUAUCAAAAUAAUAAGAAUGUGCGUGAUACUACGAAAGAAGAAAUAGAUGCCCUUUUAGGAUUAUUGUACUUGGCUGGGUAUUUGCGUAGCAAUCAUUUGAACCUACACGAUUUGUGGAGAACUGACGGGUUUUCUCCUGAAUAUUUCCGGGCAGUCAUGUCAGAAAAACGUUUUUCCUUAUUACUUCGAGCUGUUAGAUUUGAUGAUAUUGAAACAAGGAACGUUAGAAGAGCAAUAGACAAGCUAGCACCUAUUCGUGCAGUUUUCGAUGAUUUUGUUCGCCGAUGUAAAGAAAAUUAUACUGUAGGAGAGAAUUGCACUAUAGAUGAAAUGCUAGAAGGGUUUCGAGGGCGUUGCAGUUUUCGACAAUAUAUACCAAAUAAGCCAAAUAAAUACGGUAUCAAAAUUCAAGCACUCGUUGAUUCUCGUACAUUUUAUACGUCUAAUAUGGAGGUUUACGUAGGAACUCAGCCAGAUGGCCCUUUCAAAUGUGACAAUUCUCCGUCAAGUAUUGUAAAACGACUAAUAUUAGCGCCGAUAUCAAAAACUGGCCGCAAUAUUACAAUGGACAAUUGGUACAAUUCAAUUCCAUUGGCUAAUGAGUUACUAAAAAAUCAUAAUCUUACCGUAGUGGGCACUUUGAGAAAAAACAAAAGGGAAAUUCCACCGGUUUUUUUAGAAACUAAAAAAAGAGAAGUAAAUUCGACUUUGUUUGGAUAUGGAAAAGACCUUUUACUUACAUCCUAUACUCCAAACAAAAAUAAAAAUGUCAUUAUGAUAUCAAGUAUGCAUGAUCAAGGUAUCAUUGACCCGGAAUCCGGUGACCAAAAAAAACCAGAAGUCAUAACGUACUAUAAUGGUACUAAAGGUGGAGUGGAUGUAGUAGACGAAAUGAAAGGCGAGUACUCGGUGGCAAGAAUUAGUUGUCGAUGGCCCCUAACUAUUUUUUUUUCAUUGAUGAAUAUUGCUGGGAUAAACAGUCAAAUUAUAUAUCGCGAAAAUACAGAUAAAAUGAUAACUCGUCGAGAAUAUUUGAAAACUUUGGGACAAGAGCUCACUAAACCUUACAUGGUAAAACGUCUUGAACAGCCAUGUUUAUCAUUUCUUCUUCGACAACAAAUAAUAAAAAUGACUGGAUGUACUUCACAAAAUAAUAAAGAAAGUCCGAAUCCAGAUGUUUCGACAAGUGAUCAACGAAUCAGAUGUAAUUUUUGUCCAAUCAGAAAAAAUCGCUUUACAAAGGUCAGUUGUUCGUUAUGUGGUGUGUAUAUAUGUAAAGAACAUACUACUCCUACUUGUCCGACAUGCAACACCGUGAAAGAAAACUCGGAAAAUUCUAACGAUGAGUUAUAA